AUGACAACGAUCCUUGAAAAUCGUACUAUAUCUAUGAUACUCACAGUGCCUGAUGUGAAAGAACCACUUUCAUCAGUAUCACAUUCGGUUGAAAAUCUUAAUCAAUAUUCAUUUGCACUUUCGAAAAACUAUAAACCUCCAUCAAUACCUAUCUAUCAUGGAUCAAUUAUUCGUAUUGAACAGCAUCAUGAUGAGGAAAAUACAUCUGAUUUAAUUGUUCGUGUACCUAAUUUUCAUCAUUUAUCAUUACCAUCAAUUAAUAUUUCAAGUAUUCCAACGAAUGAUGAUCAAUUAAAUGAAACUGAUAGUCAACAAGAAACACGUACUAAACGACGUGCGCCAAUAUGUCCUAUUCUUAAUGAUUCACGUAAUCAUUCUCCUUCAUCAAAUCAAAAUCAAACAAAUGAUGUUGAUAAUUCAAAUCAAAAUCAACAAUCAGAAAUAAAUUCACGAUUGAUAAAUACAAAACGUUUAACUAUUGGUUUACGUAAUUUAAGUCGAGCAAUUACAACAAGUUGUAAACCAAAAUCAUCGUCAAAUAUUAAUGAAAUAACAAUUAUACCAGUCCUUCCUGAUGUUGAAGUAAUAACAGAAAACGUCCAAGUACCAGCAUCAUCAAAAAAACCAACGAAAAAUCAAAAUUCAGCAUCAAAAUUUAUAACACCAAAAGUUUUUUUGAUUAAAAGAAAACGUUUUAAAAUGAAAAAAAAACAACUAUCAACAAUACCGAUUGAUACUGAAACUGAAAAUACACGUAGUACAAUUGAAAACUCAUCGACAAAUAGUAUUUUAAAAGAUAACGAAACAGAACAACAAAAUGAAUCAAAACAAGCAACAACUAUUAAACUAAAUGAUGAAAUUGAACAAAAAUCUAAAACAAAUGACAAACUCAGUCCUAAUAGUCCAACAUUGGUGUUCGAUUCCCUUGGUUCUUCAUCAACACAUUGUUAUUGUGCUAUUUCACCAUUUCCAUCAGAUUCUCAAACAACAAGAACAAAUAAUAUUUCAUUACCUAUUGAAACAACAACAACAAAUAUUCUUCUAUCUAAUACAUUGAUACCUAAAGAAAAAAAUGAUUUAACAGCAGAUCAUGUACAAUCAUUAGUUCAUAAAGAUAGUGAACAAAUACAAGAUCAUGAUGACAAGAUCGAAGAAAGAUUAUAUAUUGUUCAUCCAAAUGGUGAUAUGUAUUCUGAAUGUUAUGAAGUUACUUAUGAAUUAGACCCAGAAUAUCAAAAUCGCUUAAAUAAUGAACAAGAACAAAUUCAUCUUCCAAAAGUUGAAGAUCAGUCUUCAGUUAAAGUCAAUCUUGAUCCAUUUCAAUAUCAAGAUCUAACAUUAGCAUUAAGUAAUUGGUCACCUAUUUUUUCUAAAAUUACUUCAAAUGACUCUAAUCAAAUCGAAGAUGAUAAGAUCGAUCAAGCAUUUCCAAAAUCACAUGAAAAUAUCAAUAUUGAAAAUUUAGAACCAAUUCCAGAAGAAUCAAAACUCACAAUGAUUAAUACAACACGAAUAAAAUUUCAGUCACCUGAAAAUAUACCACAAAUCAGCAAUGAUCAAUCACCAACUGAUCAACCUGAAUCAGUUUCUAUUUUCUCAACUUUACAAGAAAAUGAUCAAAUUUUAUCUCUUAACGAUACAUCAAUUGUUAAUGAAGAGUAUACUAUAAUUUUAAAAAUUCUUAAACAUGUCUUACAAAUUGAUCAACUUUUGCAAACAGACACAACGAACGAGUUAGAACAACAAUAA
Molecule: messenger RNA, 1749 nt
Organism: Rotaria sp. Silwood1
Lineage: Eukaryota; Metazoa; Rotifera; Eurotatoria; Philodinida; Philodinidae
Source: the annotation of a GenBank genome assembly